Messenger RNA from Pteropus alecto (black flying fox), 9907 nucleotides. RefSeq names its product serine protease 54 (gene PRSS54). Gene Ontology annotation, molecular function: serine-type endopeptidase activity. Gene Ontology annotation, biological process: proteolysis. The record is from RefSeq and is a predicted model, not a curated record. NCBI's taxonomy places the organism in Eukaryota, Metazoa, Chordata, Mammalia, Chiroptera, Pteropodidae.
UCUCCGUUUUGUUCUCUGGUUUUUAAACCAAAUCUAAGUGGGAGAAAAAGAUGAGAAACUCAGGUAACCCAGUCUAUGUCAUUCCUAGUAUCAAUGCUAUUAAAUAAAACUGAUUUAACCACCAUUGGGAUAAUAUCCAUAAGAAAAAGGCCAUGUAUUAUCCUAGGAAUAAUGAAACGGCAUACAAUUCAUAAUUUUAUGCUCUCAGCUCAAAUUAGCAUUUCUUUUAUGGUCAUCAUCAUGGUAUCCCAAAUAAAUUUUUCUGAUUUAAGAGAUACUGUUAGUGCUCUCAAUCAGUAAUAGAAAGUCUUCAACGUUUAAAUUUCCUUUUUUGGCCCCCAUCAUCUCUUCAUAAGAGAUACCAUUUCAUAAUACAUAAUACAUAAGGAUGUGAUCUUGGAAAAUAAUUUCUUUAACUGGGGAGUAGAAUUAGUCCCAGUUAGCCUAAGACGGACUAACACUUGUCCACAUUUCCUCUUAUUUUAUCUCAUAGUCAGCAAGAGAUAAGGAGAACCCUAGAUACCCCAUAUACCUUGCUGUGAAACUUGUCACUAACAUAACGAAGUGAACUGUUCAUUUCCUCAUUACUGGAGUCUGAAUUGCAAUGUACUUUCUAACCGAAUGUUUUAUUUUGAUAAUUUGAUAAUUUAUGAUAAGAUCUAGAGUGUUACUGACAACCAAUAUCCAAGGAACCGCUGUUAUACCCCAGGGCAUUGUCCUAAAGGUUAUAUGUGUUCUCUAAAUUAAUUAAUGAAAAAUACUUUCAGACUAGAAGUCUUAAGCACGGGUAGAAACUGGAAACUAAUGAAUAAAUUAGUGAACACUGUGGGAGAGCCAACCUCAUCUUGCAUUGUUUUCUGGACUUGCCAUCAGUUCAUCCUCCACAUCAGUUGAAAUGGGCCCGAUCUCUCACACAGCUAAUCACCAGAUGGUCCCAUAGGAUGAGAUUUAAGUAAACUGUCUCCCACUCAGAACAAAUGCAUGAAGAGUAAAGAAAAAUUUCUUCUUCCCAGCAUCCCAUCAGACUGAGGACAUUAUAGCCAAUCGUUUAUUGGAGUCUAUAUAUUUAAUAAAAAAAUUUGAACUCAUUGUCCUCUGAAAGCACAUUUUUAUUGGUCUUUAUUUACUGUUUCUUCUGGUAUAAUUGUAUUGUUUACAGCUAUCUCCUUGCUAACUGAAGAAAUCCAACUUAGUUUCAGUUUUGCAUCAGUAGUUCCAUUCAAAAUAAUACAAUUUAAUAUUUUACUUCAUGCACUCCCAUGUAUGAAUCAUAUUUCAGAUAUUAAUUUUAAAAAACAGCCUGAAAAUUGGGAAUUUACAUGAGUUCUUAUUCCAGUGUCCUCAAUUACAUAUUAAUUAUUAUUCUGCAGUAUAUAUUCCAAAACUUAAUGAUACCAUGUCAUUAUCAUAGUGAUCUAAUUUCCUAUAUUUGCUAAAAUUGAUUUAAUUAUUUCCUAUCGAGGGAGCCUGAGCCUGUAUAUUCUCCUCCCAUCAGUAAAUAUACGUAACCAAGAUUUCCACCGCUGGUGGAAGAUAUAAACAUUUCUUGUCCCUUUUGUUUUUAAUGUCAUAUACCAGGAAAAACCUUCUGGUCAACAUACCUGACAAGAGAAUUGCCUAAAAGUGCAGCUUUUCUCGUUACCUUGACUCUGACAUAAUGAAAUAGAAACCUCAUGCUUACCUGAAUGUUAUACUCUGGAAUGCCAAUCUCCUUGGCCAGCUGUCUCCUCGUAGCUGUAUCCGGAAGAACAUCAAGAUAUAACUGAGGCUACCAGGCUGGCUACUGGAUCUCCGAUGUGGCUUUAGACUUUCUUUUCAUCGAGAAGUGGGGACUGGAGACUUGAUAAAAAUCAACAUAUCACCGAGUCCUGCUGUUCUAAAAUCUGAGGUCUCUUGCUGUCUGGGUGCUGCAGGAAGAAAUCAGCCUGCCAAGGCCUUUUGGAAGUCCACGCGUUGAGUUGUGUGGAGUCCCGUCCACUCGAGUCCCUGAGACGCACAGGGGGCCUUGAGCGCGGCCAUCUUUAUUAGGAAAAGCAGACCUCGAAGCCACCAAUGCAGUUUGCAAGGAGAUCUUUGAAAAAGACUGUGUGUAAGCUGGAGGUCGCUGAUGGAGUGUGGCCAUGGAGAUUUCCUUUAAAUGGGGACCCUGCUCUCCGGUCCCCCCUGUCCCCACCGCUCUCGACUCCUCUGACCUUCAAUGCUGAUAAGUAUCAGUGGCCUUUUAUCAUCGCACCUGUUUUGUUAUUAUCUCAUUGCAGUGUUAAGAGAAACACGAAAUAAUUUUCGUACCCAGUCUUUAUCAAAAAUCAGGAAAUGGACCGUCAAUGAACAAUGUUUCAUGAAAAAUGUGAGGGUGUACUUAUCGGCGGACGUGAAAAGAGUGUUCCUUUCGGUUUAAUAUGUAGAUAAAGUGUGUCCGUCUGAGAAGAAUGCAACUUAAGAUUUUACAGAAUAAUAGUAAGAAAUAUGAGCAAUAGCUAUAAAAGGUAAAUGAUUAAGAAUUUGCAAAAAUAAAAAGGAUUAAAAUUUCAAGAAGGUUUGGUUUUGAAUGUAUAUAGGUGAUACCGUUGUGUAACUGUGGUAUAAUGUAUGUCAUCCAGUUAUGGAUUUAAGCAGGGUUAACAUCCCUGCUUUUCAGUGCCUGCUGCUGUUCUUCUGGUUGAAGAGAUUUUAUUAGGCAAUAGUCAUUUAUCGGACAUGUGACAAAAUUCUUAGGCCUAAAAUAUACUCCAAGCAGUAGAUCAGUGGAUCAGUCAAGUUUUCUUUGGUCAGAAGCAACAGAAACUGCCUCUGACUCUUACGCAGUACAGCAGUUUGUUGGCGGGAUCUGAGCUAGUUCACAGAACUGGGUCUCGGGGAAGAUGGGGUAGGGAGGGACCUUCAGCGUGGCAGCAGAGCCAGCUGAGCCCGCAGAGCCUGCUGUUGGCCUGGCUCAGCGGCUCCAGCUGUUUUGGUCUUUCUGCCCUUUGGCUCAAGACUCAGAUUCCAAGAAUGGGCGGAUCUGAUGGGCCUGGCUAGGGUCACAGGUCCACCACCCCUGGGCCUGUGGGAAUACCAGGCUGCAAGGUGUUAUUGCUCCAAUUCACAAAAAUGAGGGGAUAGUAUAAAAAUAUUGAUGAGAACAGAAGUGGAUCAGAAAAAGAGUGACUGGGGAUCAAGUGUGAUUCACUUAUACUGGGAUAAGUGAAUCUGAGAGUACAAUGAGUUUGAGUAAGCUGCCAAUAAUCUGUGAAUAAAACCAAACCCACAGCAAGAAAAAAAAUCCAAAAGUGAAAUAAUAAGUCCAACAAUGACUACCUGGAACUUACAUUUUCCUUUCCCGGGAAUUCAUUAGUCCAGUUUUUAAUGUGUGGUCUGUUGCAAAGUUCAAACUCUUUCAGCUUUGAGCAUCACUGCAGACUAGGUGGUCUGAAAAGGCUUCUCAUUGCAAAACAGUGCAGAGGACACACCCUUCGAGUUAUUUUGGCCCUCACAGACUUUAGGAGAAGAUUCUAAGAAGAGUGAGCUGAGGUUGAGCUGUCAACAGCUGGGAGAGGAGAGGUUGCCUUAGGUCAGGUGCCCAGCAGCACAGCUGUUAGAUUACUUAACUGGUGGAGAGGGUGAGAAGCCAAGCCACAGUCCCUGCUAGUGGCGCCCUCUGCUGACCAGAGGCAGAAGCAAACUCUGAAAGAAAGUGUAUCCAAUUUAGACCCAUAGGAUACUUAUCAAGACAACAAACUAACAAUCAUUAUGAAGGCACAUGGGAAGGCAAGCCACUUGUUGGUGAUUUUGCUGUUUAAAAUGCCUUCCCCUGACACACACGCAAGUAUAGUGCUGAAGUGUUGUCUAGUGCUUCUAUGCACAAGAGGGCUGCGAUGUGCCUUAAGGAGAAAAUACAUGUAUUAGAUAAGCUUCUUUCAAAUAUGAGUUAUAGUGCUGUUGGCCAUGAGUUCAAUGUUAAUGAAUCAACUAUAUAUUAAAUGAGGUGCCUCUAGAAAUAAACACACAGAAGACAAGGUUAUGUAUUGAUCAGUUGAUGAAAAUGGUGUGAUCGGAGGCUCACAGAACCUAACUCUGUAUUUCCCCUAAGAGCAAUGCUCACUAUUUUUUAACUCAGUGUUUGCCACAACCUUAUAGAACAAAAAUACAGAAAAUAAUGAAAGCUGACUGUAGUUCAAUUCACCAGGAAGAUAUGACAAUUCUAAAUUUGUGUAUCUAAUAAAAGAGACUCAAAACAUAUAAAACAAAAAUUAUUAUAGCUAUAGAAAGAAACGGAUAAAUUCACUAUCAUAACUAGAGGCAUCUUUCUUAAUUGCUGAUAGAUCAAACAGACUAAAAAAAAUUAGGAAAGAUACAGAAGAUUUAAACAGAACGAUCAACAAACCUAAGGCUAAUUGAUGGGUAUAGAUAGUAUACAUUUUCCUCAAGCAAAUAUGGAAUAAUUAAAAUUUUUUCUUAUUACAUACUAGGCCAUAAAGCAAGUCUCAGAGAUUUUGAAGAAUUGGUAUUACACAAAUCACGUUCUUCAACCAAUGGGUUAGAAGUAGGUAUCAAAAGUUAAAUAAAACUAGUCAUACAUAUGGACAUUGAAAAACAUAUUUCCAAAUAGUUCAAGAGCCAAACAGAAUUAUAAUGAAAAUAUAAAAAUACUUAGAAUAAUAAGGAAAGCACAAUGUACCAAAAAAAGAUGCCAAGAAAAUGGAACUUAAAUGCCUAGUUUUUAAAAGAAGGCAAAAAAUUAAUUGGCUAAAUGUCCAACUUAAAAAUUUAGGAGAACACAAAAUAAGCCCAAAGAAUGUUAGCAGAAAACAGAUAAUAAAGAAAAGGCAGAGAAUAAUAAACUAGAAAACAAAGAUUUUUAAUACUAGUAAUAAAAAAAUCUAGAAACAAAGAUACAAACAACCAACCAAAGAUCAAUAAAGAUUAUUAUGCAAGUACAGAUGAGAUGGAACUCUGGAGAAACUAAUAAUGAAUUGACAAGGGAAGAAUAAACAGUAUUAGGAAUGAGAAAAAAGAUGUUAACUUUUACAAUAGAGAUUUUAAAAGAUAGUGAGUACUAUAGUCCUCAUGCUAAUACAUUUGAAAACAAACAAAAUGUAAAGUUUCUAGAAAAAACGUAACUUAGCAGAGCUGCCUUUCUAUUGUAUAGUUCAAGAAACAUUUAAAAAAUUGGGCAGCUGUAGAAACAUCCCCUCAAAGUAAACACCAGGCCCAGAUGGUUUUCAAACAAGUUCUGCAAACUUUUGGAGAAUGGACCACUUCCAUCUCCCCAACUAGAUCCACAUAGCCAGUAAAACGGAUAAGGAUGAUAUAGGAAAGUAAACUCACAGGCUAAUCUAACAAACACAAAUGCCAAAAACCCUAUACCAAAUACUGGCAAAUAAUAGUGAUUAAAAAGAUAAAAUAGUAAUUCCUGAAAUUCGAGAGUGGUUUAAUUUGAGAAAGUCUGUGUUUCAUCAAUCACAUUAAAAAAUUAAAGAAGGAAAACCAUUAGAUGAGUUUAUCUGAUGCCAAAAAAUUAUUUGACAAAAUUCGAUCCCAGAUUUUGAUUAAAACAAAGCCUAGAAAUAAAAGGGGAGUUCCUUAACCUAAUUAAGUAAAUCUAUUUAGCAAUCUGUAUUAUACAUUAUUCCAAAUGGAGACAUGUGAGAAGACUUCCUUUGACCAAGACAGAGAUGCCCACUAUUAGUGAUGCUAUUCGACUUUGUAUUGGAAGUCUUAGCCAGGGAGUUACGACAAGAAAAAGAAAUGAAAGACAUAAUUGUAAACGAAGAAACAAAACUGUCAUUAUUGAUUCUAGGUGACUCGACAUGGAAAAGAAUCUAAAGAUAAAUUAUUAGAAAUAAUAAGAGGGUUUGGUAGGAAAUGGCUAAAAGCAUAAUAAGGGAAGACAUCAUUUAAUUGCAACCCAAAAGAAUAAGAUAUCUAGGAGUAAAUUCUAUCAAAAGAUGUAUAAGACUUUUAUGCAGAAAAUCAAAUUUUAUUGAAAAACCUUAAAGUAGACCUAAUUAAAGUGAGAGAUACAUUGGGCUCAUAGAUAAGAUGACUCAAUAUUAUAAAGAUGUUAAUUUAUCCACAAAUAGAUCUAUUGAUGAAAUACAAUUCUAAUCCAAAUCUUAGCAGGGCUGUGUGUGUGUGUGUGUAAGUUGCCAAGUUGAUUCUAAAACAGAAAAAAAACAGACAAAGAGCCAAGAAUAGUCAAGACAUUCUUAAAGAAAAAGAACUAGGUGGGCACACUUGACUUACUAGAUAUUAAGACUUGUAUAAAGCUAUAAUAUUUAAGAUUGUACAGGCCUGGCAGUUGAUAUAGACAAAAUGACAGCGUAACAGAAGGGAGACCUCAGAAAGAGUCCUGGGCACAUGUGGAACUUUGAGAUAUGUCUGAGGUCACAUUGGAGACCUGUGGAGAACCGAUACUGGCACAACUGGGCAUCCAUGUUGGAAGAGGUGGAAUCCGUACCAUCACAAAAAAUCCCAGACAGAUUUGAGGGCGUGUGUGCAAAGAACAAAACUUUAAAGACUUGGAAGAUGACAUAGUACCAUAGACCUCUUAUGUUGAUCUAGGGGAGAGCUUCUUAAACAAGAGCCCUAACUGUAUAGUAUUAAUAAAUUUGACUUCCUUAAAACUAAAAUUAAGACCACUGUUUAUUAAAAACAUCAUGAAGAAAUCGAAAUUGAAAACAUAGGACACCAUACACAGAGCAAACAAUAUUCAAAAUGUAUUAAGAAUUCCUACAUAUCAGUAAGAAAAGGGCCAAGCCACCCCACAGAAAGCAAGGGCAAGAGACGCAAGCAUUAGCUUGUACAAGCAAUAAACACGUGGGGAAAUAUCCUCUGCCUUAUUAGUAAUUAGGGAACUGAAAAUUAGCAAUGAGGUAUCAUUUUAUACUCAUUGGACUGACCAAAAAUUAAGGCUGACAGUAGCAAGUGCUGUGGAGGACAUGAGUCAGCAGAAACCCAAAUACUUUGCUGGUAAGAGUGUCAAUUGGUACAAGUACCUUGGAAAACAAUUUAGCACCAUCUUCUAGAGUUAGACAUAUCCUAAUAUAUGGCCUGACGUAGCAAUGCUACUGCUGGGUAUGUACACCCUGGAGAAGCUCCUGCAGAUGGUUUAGGCACACUUAACUAUGGAUAAAAUUACUAAACUAAGAGCAAGAGAAGGGGAGAGAGAGGGCGAGACACAUAGGUAGGUACGAGAUAGCGGUAAUGUUCUAGAUCUUGUGCUGUGUGCAGUAAUUUUGAUGAUAUAAAGAAAUCAUUUUUUAAAUGUUCGUUUUGCAUAGAAUAACCUAAAAGUUUUCAUCGGAGAAAUUUACAUUAAAAGACAGUUAACAUGGUACAAUCUUUACUAUCAAAGAUUGUUGAUUGGAUAAUUUGACUUUUAGGGGGCAGUGGAUGCACACAAGCUCGCUCUUUAGGGAUUAAGAAUAUGGUGAACAUAACACUCUGUUUUAAACCCACAAUUUAUUCCAUAGAAAAUCUGCAAAUCCAGCACAGAUACAGGCAUAUCUCAGAGAUAUUGCAGGUUUGGUUCCAGAUCAUCUCAGUAAAGGGAGUAGCACAACAAAAUGAGUCGUAAUCUUUUCGCUGGUGAAGGGCCUUGCCUUCAGCUUGGAAAAAACAAACAUCUGGAGCGCUCCAUAAAGCGAAGCACAAUAAAACGAGCAUUUUAUGGCUACAGAGUUAAGACAAGGGUUGAAUUCCACGAGUCAAAAAACAGCGCUUUUCUGAGCCCCACCUCUCUGGGAAGCCCAGGGACCCUGGCUGGACUGAGGGGAGAGCUGACAGAAGCAAAGAGGCUGGGCCUCGAACGCUGAGGGGGAAUCGGUCCUUGGGGAGGAGAAGGAAAGCCCGUGCGCCUGGCCGUUCUGUUUCCACAGCUGCCCAUGGUGUCUGCUGCGGCUGUCCUUGGGGAUGGCAGAAUGACGGAGAUGCUCUUGGUGCUUCUCUACAUCUUACAUGCUUCUGCCAGUUGUGGUGUCCAGAAUACCAAGAGUCUAGAAACUUCCGAGGAGGGUUUGGUCAGCGAAAAGGAGUUCCCGUGGAUAGUGUCGCUGCAGGAUUCUCACUACACCCACCUGACUUUCGGCAGCAUCCUCAGCCAGUUCUGGAUCCUCAGCAUCGCCUCUGCCUUUCAGAACAGGAAGGACGCUGUCGCUAUAGUUGGUAUAGCUAAGAUGGAUGGCAGAGUGAUUGCUCAUGAAGAGUAUCCAAUCAAUAAGAUCGUCAUCCAUGAAGACUUCGAUAAUGUAACGAUGACCAAUAACAUAGCCCUCCUGAAGACAGACACGGCGAUGCAUUUCAACAAUCUGGUUGGGUCCAUCUGCUUCCUUGGCAGAAAGCUGCAUUUGUCGUCAGCCUUGAGGAACUGCUGGGUGGCAGGAUGGAAUCCCACGACUGCAACAGGACAUCACAUGACGAUGAGUAUCCUGAGGAAAAUCUCCGUGAAAAACAUCGACCUGUGUCCCUUACACAAUUACAAGAAAACAGGAUGUGGCUAUCAUGUAGAGGAGGAAACUGAUGCCGUCUGCUUGGGGGAUCCAGGAAACCCAAUGAUGUGCCAGCUACAGCACCUGAAUCUUUGGGUGCUGAGAGGAAUCCUGUCCAAAGGGGGUGAGAAAUGCCCUGGCCUAUUUCUGUACAUCAGGGUGGAAGACUACAGCACCUGGAUCACGUCCAAGACCAAGAGGACCGGCCUGCCCAUGUCUGUCCUCCACCACUGGGAGCAUUCGAUUCCUUUCUUAAGCAACUCGUCAAAUGCCUCCGCAGCACACGCAAAAAAUGCUGGGCUGGGCAGGGCUAUAUGGUCCCCCAAAUACUUCCAAGGACAAAGAGAGGCCACAAUACAUGCAGGGCCAGACAACAGCUCUAAACAUAAUCUAGACUUUAAUGAAACGACUCCAGCGGCAACAAGCAAGCCUCUCGACACGGCCGACACAGCCAACGCGGCCAACGCAUCUGACACGGCCAACGCGUCCGACACGGCCAACGCGUCCGACACGGCCAACGCGUCUGACACGGCCAACGCGGCUGGUACGGCCGACACGGGUGACACGGCCAACGCGUCUGACACGGCCAACGUGCCUGACACGGCCGACACAGCUGACACGGCCAACGCGGCCGGCACGGCUGACACGGCUGACACAGCUGACGUGGCUGACAUGGCUGACACGGCUGGGGCGGCCGACACGGCCAACGCGGCCAACGCGUCUGACACGGCUGACACGGCUGACAUAACCGACACGGCCGACACGGCCGGCCAGCCUAUGUACUAUGACUAUUACGGUGGGGAGGCGGGGCUCUCAGGUCAGAACCGGGUACGUCAGCCCCAAGAAAUCAUCUUGUUUUCCUUUCUGCUCGUUUUCUUUUGCAGUGGUAUGCAGUAGGGGCCAACCCUCCAAACGGAAGAGCAAGCUCAGAAUGCUGGGUGCCAGGCACUCGCCAUGCUGUUUUGGUGUCUAUUUUUGAUAGUUGCCCACCUGGGCUGCCACGGACAGACCCGUGGCACAUACUGGGCUGGCUUUCCCUCCUCUGUCCCACUUCCGCACGCGGGAAGGUCACCUUCAUUUGUGCUUGUGAACUAAAUGUGGGCUAACAAGUGUCAAACCAUUAGAGUGCCCUGUGGUUCUUUCAGAGUAAACGGUUCCAGGGGCCAGGCUGUGAAAACACUCCCCACGGGCAGCUGUGGCCUGGCAGAUGACCAUCAGCCUGGCUGGACACCAGCCAGCACAGGGGACAGUGAGAGGACCUCAUGACUAGAAAGAAGCUGAUUAUUUUAAUGGAUCGCUUUUUCUACAGCCAUGGACUCCCUCUGGCUAUUUCCCAGGGCGGCAAAUAGCCAACAACUGCUCAUUGGUUGUUUUCAUUUUAUUCCAAGCUUUGCGGUAGCCUUUUAAGGACAUCUGCAAAAAAAAAAAAAAAGGAAAGA